CCCCUGUUUCUUUUUGUGUCAGCUAAGUGACAGAGGAAAAGCUGAGCAAAGGUUAGGGGAAGAGAGGAAAAAUUAAAGAAGAUGAAGAAAAUAUUUUCCAACAAGAUCAAGAAAGAGGAGCUCAAGGCUGGAGAUCACAUUUACACAUGGCGACUCGGCUAUCUCUACGCACAUCAUGGGAUAUAUGUUGAUGAUGGAGAAGUGAUCCAUUUCACCCCGACAGCUGGUCGGGAGAUAGGAACAGGAACAGUCCUCGAUCGUUACAUCUUUAGCUCAUCUCUCUCUCGUCGCCCUGUAUCCCACUGUCCAACAUGUGGUGAUCGACCAAGGAAUGAUGGGGUCAUCUCUUCAUGCCUUGAAUGCUUCCUCUCUGGUGGUAAACUAUAUCGUUUUCAAUAUGGUGUAUCGCCAGGUUUCUUUCUUGCCCAAGUGCGAGGAACAUGCACCUUUGCUCGUUCUGAUUCCCAAGAGGAUGUCCUCCUCCGCGCUGAAAUUCUUCUUGGUAACGGUUUUGGAAAUUACAACCUUUUCAAGAACAACUGUGAGGAUUUUGCAAUCUACUGCAAGACGGGUUAUCUGCUCCUGAGAAAUGUGGGCAUAGGGCGCAGUGGUCAGGCAGCGUCAUUGGCUGCAGCAGCUAGUGCUUUCGCUUCAUCACCAGUUCGCCUUAUGCCUACGACUGGUCUUGCAGCUGUUGGUUGGGGAAUUUACUGUGCUAAUAGGUUUUUUUCUGAUAUUGGAGUCCACAGGGAUGUGAUGAAAAUACCUGCAGAGAGGCUUGUUUCCCGUGAUCGCCUUAUAAGCAUCUGAAUCUGCAUUACUCAAAAUGGCUUUUUGGGACCAAAUCUUGAAUUUAUUUAAGCAAGAAUUAUUGACAUGGGAUAGCCCGUAUGAUGUAUAUCUCACUAUUCUUUUUCAUUCGUGAGAUACUGCUUAUUAUCAAACACCUUCCUGUGAUUCUUUCCUUUC
Messenger RNA from Nicotiana tabacum (common tobacco), 969 nucleotides. Its product is annotated as protein LEAD-SENSITIVE 1-like. Lineage: Eukaryota; Viridiplantae; Streptophyta; Magnoliopsida; Solanales; Solanaceae. The record is from RefSeq and is a predicted model, not a curated record.